AACCCCUACCUCAUAUACCUGUCUCUUGCUCUCUCCUAAAGGGCAGUACUCUACUCUCUCCUCCAGCUCUGCUUCACUCCCACCUUAUUUGACUGCUAUUUCCUGUCCUAAUGUGUUUUAUACCCCACCUCCUAUAGACUGUAAGCUCGUUUAAGCAGGGUCCUCUUCAACCUAUUGUUCCUGUAAGUUUUCUUGUAAUUGUCCUAUUUAUAGUUAAAUACCCCUCUCAUAAUAUUGUAAAGCGCUACGGAAUCUGUGCUAUAUAAAUGGCGAUAUUAAUAAUAAGAUUGUUAUUCGCUAUCUCACCUUUUAAAUUGUGAUAGUCUAAAAGUAUGUCCAGUAAUGUCCUCAUUUAUAUAUCUUUCACAAUGUGUUUUUUCACAGGAGAUUCAUUAAUAUCCCAUCGCGACAUGAAGUUCUCUACCAAAGACCAAGAUAACGAUAUUUACUCUUUAAAUUGUGCAGAAUUGUUCAAGGGAGGCUGGUGGUAUGAUAAAUGUCACUAUGCAAACCUGAAUGGUCUGUAUCUGUUGGGGCAGCAUGCAACCGGUGCAAUUGGCAUCAACUGGUAUUAUGGCAAGGGUUACUCCUACUCCUACAAGUACUCUGAAAUGAAGAUCCGACCAUUGUAAUGUCAUGGGUGGCAGGUUUCAUAUUCUCUACCCACUAAAAGAGUUAAUACAAACAACUGAGUACGUGUCCAGUCAGACUUCACUAGUUAGCUGGUAGGACCUUUUGUCUUGUCCCACUAGGAGUAGGAAUUAGAUAUAGAGAUAUAGAGUAAAAAGCAAUAUUCCUGUAGCACACGGCAGACCCAGGUAAGUAGCCAAACUGUUUAAGGGACACUAUAAGCACCCAGACCACUUCAUCUCAUUUAAGUGGUCUGGGUGCACUGUUCCUGUCCCCUUAACCCUGUAAUGUAAAACAUUGCAGGUUUAGAGAAACUGUUUGAUUACAUAGCAAUGGUAGGACUGCCUUUAGUGACUGUCUACCAGACAGCCACUAGAGGCACUUCCUGCUGUUCGAAGGAGUUUAACUCCUCGGCGUUAAUAGUGAAAUAAAGCUUGGCGUCCUUAUGC
This is a messenger RNA of Pelobates cultripes (western spadefoot toad), 1079 nucleotides long. The record is from the annotation of a GenBank genome assembly. NCBI's taxonomy places the organism in Eukaryota, Metazoa, Chordata, Amphibia, Anura, Pelobatidae.